Alternaria incomplexa is the source of this 747-nucleotide messenger RNA. RefSeq lists its product as uncharacterized. The transcript is spliced from 4 exons. The record is from RefSeq and is a predicted model, not a curated record. Bases 1 to 747 code for a protein of 248 amino acids. Lineage: Eukaryota; Fungi; Ascomycota; Dothideomycetes; Pleosporales; Pleosporaceae.
AUGACGACACCAGCAGAUACUGGAGCGGUGGACAAGGGCAAGAAUGUGGAACGCGGCACCCUGGGCAAAUAUGUGAAGCGGAUGAGCACUGUGUUCAAGAGGGAGAAAUCAAACAAAAGUGUACCGACCCUGGCGCCCGAGGCAUCGUCAACUCCUCAAGUCGCGCAGCAACAGCCUGUCGAGAAGGAAGUUGCGCAGCCGGACCAAACCAUCCCGGAAGUCGCACCUGCCACACCUAUCACUCCCGCCGUGUCAGUGCCAUCAACUCCAACUACCAAGGAGAUGGACCGCAACGCCAUGCAGCAGGAGAGAGCCCGCGCCCUCUUCGCCAAGUAUGGCCUCACCCUUGAGUCACACGAGUGGAUCGCUGCACCAGCUCCAAAACCCACCGUCCAGCGUGUCGAAAAAUCGAUCCGUAUGCGUGUCCAUCGCAGCUGCCACCGCUGCGGAACCCUUUACGGCUCCGACAAGGUGUGCCUACAAUGCGAGCACAAACGGUGCAAGAAGUGCCCUCGUUUCCCCAAGAAGAAGACGCCGGAAGAGAAGCAAGCCGAGAAAGAGGGUAUGGAGCAACCCAAGCGAAAGAGAAUGCUCACUAUCCGGACUCGUGGCGGGGACGAAUCACCUGUCAGGAAACCUGAAAAAGGGGAGCAUUUCGAUUCCCAGGUCGUGGCGGCCGUGGAGGCUAAGCUGCGAGCGAUGGAUGUUGAUGACAAUUCGGCUCCAUCUGCAGCGGAGGCUACCUAA